Phyllostomus discolor (pale spear-nosed bat) is the source of this 767-nucleotide messenger RNA. Its product is annotated as peptidyl-prolyl cis-trans isomerase A-like. Gene Ontology annotation, biological process: protein peptidyl-prolyl isomerization. Gene Ontology annotation, molecular function: peptidyl-prolyl cis-trans isomerase activity. NCBI's taxonomy places the organism in Eukaryota, Metazoa, Chordata, Mammalia, Chiroptera, Phyllostomidae. The record is from RefSeq and is a predicted model, not a curated record.
AUGGAGGAGGGGAUUGUUGAUUCUGGCCUUGCGACACCACUGCCACCUUGGAACUUCCUGUGCCCAGCCACGGUCAACCCCGCUGUGUUCUUCAACAUUGCUGCCGACAGUGAGCCUUUGGACCAUGUCUCCUUUGAGCUGUUUGCAGACAAAUUUCCAAAGACAGCAGAAAACUUUCAUGGUCUGAGCACUGGGGAAAAAAGAUUUGGUUAUAAAGGCUCCUGCUUCCACAGAACUAUUCUGGGAUUUAUGCGCCAGGGUGGUGACUUCACAUGCCACAAUGGCACAGGUGGAAAGUCCAUCUCCGGGGAGAAAUUUGAUAGUGAGAACUUUGUCCUGAAGCACACAGGUCCUGGCCUCUUGUCCAUGGCAAAUGCUCGACCCAACACAAAUGGUUCCCAGCUGUUCCUCUGCACUGCCAAGACUGAAUGGCUGGAUGGCAAAUAUGUGGUCUCUGGCCAGGUGAAAGGCAGCAUGGAUACUGUGACAGCCAUAGAGCGCCAUGGGUCCAGGAAUGGCAAGAAGCAGAAAAUCACCAUUACUGACUGCGGACAACUCUAAUAAAUUUGACUUCUGUUUUAUCUCCAUCACCCGAGCAUUCCUUCUGUAGCUCAGGAGGAGUGUUCCCCUGAGCUACAUCUGCUUGGAAUGUUCUAUAGUCUUUGUGUUCUUGAUGCAGUUCAUUGGGUUCCAUGUUUUCCCUACCCCUUCCAAGUCUAGCUGGUUUGCAGAGUUAUGUUUAUGAUUACGAAAUAAAAACUAAACAA